AUGAAUACUACUACUAAUACUACUAAUACUACUAUUACUACUGCUACUCCUCCUCCUACUACUACUACCACUACUAAUACUACUAAUACUACUACUACCACUACUACCACUACUACUACUACUACUACUACUACUACUACUACUACUACUACUACUACCACUACUACUACUACUACUACUACUACUACUACUACUACUACUACUACUACUACUACUACUACUACUACUACUACUAAUAAUAAUAAUAAUAAUAAUAAUAAUAAUAAUAAUAAUAAUAAUAAUAAUAAUGAGCCAAAAUUUAAAACUUUUACACCUUUAGGCAUUUACCAGAAGAAAAAAGGUAAUUAG
Molecule: messenger RNA, 348 nt
Organism: Schistosoma bovis
Lineage: Eukaryota; Metazoa; Platyhelminthes; Trematoda; Strigeidida; Schistosomatidae
Source: the annotation of a GenBank genome assembly